AUGGGCGACUGGGGCUUCCUUGAGAAGCUGCUGGACCAGGUCCAGGAGCACUCGACCGUGGUGGGCAAGAUCUGGCUGACGGUCCUUUUCAUCUUCCGCAUCCUCAUCCUGGGCCUGGCCGGCGAGUCAGUGUGGGGCGACGAGCAGUCGGAUUUCGAGUGUAACACGGCCCAGCCAGGCUGCACCAACGUCUGCUACGACCAGGCCUUCCCCAUCUCCCACAUCCGCUACUGGGUGCUGCAGUUCCUCUUCGUCAGCACGCCCACCCUGGUCUACCUGGGCCAUGUCAUUUACCUGUCUCGGCGCGAGGAGCGGCUGCGGCAGAAGGAGGGGGAGCUGCGGGCACUGCCGGCCAAGGACCCACGCGUGGAGCGAGCACUGGCAGCCAUAGAGCGACAGAUGGCCAAGAUCUCGGUGGCGGAGGACGGUCACCUGCGGAUCCGCGGGGCGCUGAUGGGCACCUAUGUGGCCAGCGUGCUCUGCAAGAGUAUGCUAGAGGCAGGCUUCCUGUACGGCCAGUGGCGUCUCUAUGGCUGGACCAUGGAGCCUGUGUUCGUGUGCCAGCGCUCACCCUGCCCCUACCUCGUAGACUGCUUUGUCUCACGCCCCACGGAGAAGACUAUCUUCAUCAUCUUCAUGCUGGUGGUUGGACUCAUCUCCCUGGUGCUCAACCUGCUGGAGCUGGCGUACCUGCUGUGCCGCUGCCUCAACCGGGGGAUGAGGGCCCGGCAGAGCCAGGACACGCCCCCAGCCCAGGGCACCUCCUCGGAGCCUUAUGCUGACCAGGUCUUCUUCUACCUCCCCGUGGGUGAGGGGCCCUCAUCCCCGCCGUGCCCCACCUACAACGGGCUGUCAUCCAGUGAGCAGAACUGGGCCAACCUAACUACGGAGGAGAGGCUGGCUUCUUCCAGACCCCCCCUCUUCCUGGACCCGCCCCCCCAGAGUGGCCGGAAAUCCCCCAGUCGCCCCAGCAGCUCUGCUUCCAAGAAACAGUAUGUAUAA
Messenger RNA from Lipotes vexillifer (Yangtze River dolphin), 1002 nucleotides. RefSeq names its product gap junction protein alpha 4 (gene GJA4). Gene Ontology annotation, cellular component: connexin complex. Gene Ontology annotation, molecular function: gap junction channel activity. NCBI's taxonomy places the organism in Eukaryota, Metazoa, Chordata, Mammalia, Artiodactyla, Lipotidae. The record is from RefSeq and is a predicted model, not a curated record. Gene Ontology annotation, biological process: cell-cell signaling. The coding region runs from base 1 to 1002 and encodes 333 amino acids. The transcript has a single exon.